UUUGGGGUCCCCCCAAUUUUUGGGGUCCCCCUCCUGUGAUUUGGGGGUUCCCGAGGGGAUUUUUGGGGUUCCCGGCGGGUUUUGGGGCCGAUGCUGCUGACGGUGAAGGCGCUGCAGGGCCGCGAGUGCUGCCUGCAGGUGGCCCCCGAGGAGCGCGUGGGGACCCUCAAGGCUCUGGUGGCCGAGCGGCUGCAGGUCCCGGUGGAGCAGCAGCGGCUCCUGUUCCGCGGCAAGGCCCUGGCAGACGAGCGCCGCCUGUGCGAUUAUUCCAUCGGACCCUCAGCGCGGCUGAACCUCGUCCUGAAACCGCCCCCGGGGGGGGGAGGGGGAGGGGCGGGAGGGGGUGGGGGAGGGGCAGGGGAGGGUGGGGGAGGGGAAGGGGCCGCCCCUCCCCCCCUCCCGCCCCCCCCGAGCCCCUUCGGGCCCGAACUGGCGCCGAUCCUCGGGCGGCACUUCGGGAGCCGCGACGGGGCGCGGGUGAUGCAGCAGCUGCUGAAGGAUUACGAUCGGGCCCUGCGGGGGCUCAGUCUGGACGAGUUGGAGCGUUUGGGGGCGCGGCUGCUGCAGGAGGGGGGAGGGGCGCCCCUCCCCCACCCCCCGCCCCUCCCCCACCCCCCGGAGUGCGGCCCCGCCCCCACCCCCUGAACCCAGCCCGAAUUCACCCAAAAAAUUGGGAAUUUACCCCAAAAAUUUCCAAUUUUACAGCGAAUUUUACCCCCAAAAAUCCCUGAAUUGACCCAAAAAUUCCUGAUUUCACCCAAAAAUUCCCAAUUUUACAGCGACUUUUACCCUAAAAAUCCCCGAAUUCACCCCGAAAUCCCCGAAUUUCGCCCAAAAAGUCCCAAUUUUACAGCAAAUCAUACCCCAAAAAUCCCCGAAUUUACUCAAAAAUCACCAAAUUGACCCAAAAAUCCCUGAAUUUGUCCAAAAAUCCCCGAAUUUAGCCUAAAAAAUC
This is a messenger RNA of Taeniopygia guttata (zebra finch), 955 nucleotides long. NCBI's taxonomy places the organism in Eukaryota, Metazoa, Chordata, Aves, Passeriformes, Estrildidae. The record is from RefSeq and is a predicted model, not a curated record.